AUGCUCAGAAAUGCUGCACUUGUUCUCUUAGCGGUUUGCAGCGGCCAUUUCAAAGAAACCAUCACAAAGACAAGAGAAAGAUCAGAGAUCAGAGAAGCACCCAUUCCCAAGAUGCUGGGAUCCUGCCUUCUGAGAAGACCCAUCCUUACAGUUCCUUUAGUUUUUGUGGUUGCACUACUUGUCACGGAGCCUGUUAGAGCUGACCAAGAAGCAGGAACAGCCAUACCAGCUGAAAGCCGCCCUUGUGUUGAUUGCCAUGCCUUUGAGUUCAUGCAGAGAGCUCUGCAGGAUUUAAAGAAGACUGCCUAUAAUCUAGACACAAGGACAGAAACUCUGCUUCUUCAGGUGGAAAAGAGAAAUCUGUGUGACUGCGUAGCUGCCAAUCUCCUGAACUGA
Messenger RNA from Cinclus cinclus, 396 nucleotides. RefSeq names its product NELL2-interacting cell ontogeny regulator 1-like. The transcript has 5 exons. Lineage: Eukaryota; Metazoa; Chordata; Aves; Passeriformes; Cinclidae. The record is from RefSeq and is a predicted model, not a curated record. Bases 1 to 396 code for a protein of 131 amino acids.